Messenger RNA from Pelmatolapia mariae (spotted tilapia), 2051 nucleotides. RefSeq names its product glycosyltransferase-like domain containing 1 (gene qtman). The coding region runs from base 418 to 1707 and encodes 429 amino acids. The transcript is spliced from 11 exons. NCBI's taxonomy places the organism in Eukaryota, Metazoa, Chordata, Actinopteri, Cichliformes, Cichlidae. Gene Ontology annotation, molecular function: glycosyltransferase activity. The record is from RefSeq and is a predicted model, not a curated record.
CUGUCGGUGAACUGGGCGUUCGUAUGAUGGUCCUCGGUGGAAGCAGACCGGCGGGUGCUCCGGUCCUCCUGCCGGCUGCCAAUGGCGGGGAGGAGCGGACUUUGCACCGGGGAAGGAGAGCUACCUGAUAGCGGCUAGCUGUUAGCCGCUAUCAGCUAACUGAGUCCUGGUGAUAUGCUUUUAGAGCUAACGAUGCUAACAGAGCUAACGGAGCUGAACACGUUGCAGGACGGAGAAGCCUAGAAACAGUGCUACUCCAGGACGUAGACAGAGCCCUGACUCGGUGAUAAAUGCGUGUGAGAGUGUUCGGGUCAUUGCACUGACCACCAACAAACACCGUACCUGCGCUCAGACGCACACUGAGGUACAGGCGAUGGAUACCUGUGCAGGUGUUUGCUCUGAGAAACCAGUCUGUGGAUGAAUCAGCUGAUGGGUGCACUAGUGACAGGUGAAGGCUCUGGGGUGUCUCAGGAGACCCCGCCUCCCGCACAGGAGACCCUGCCUCCCCGCGUCCUGCUGGUGGAGGCGUUUUACGGCGGCUCGCACAAACAGCUUAUGGACCUGUUGAAGGAAAACAUCGCGGGCUGCUCCGUCUUCACGCUGCCUGCCAAAAAAUGGCACUGGAGGGCAAGAACAGCGGCGCUCUACUUCAGCCAGACCAUCCCCGCCUGCCCGUCAUACAGGCUCCUCUUCAGUAGCUCCGUCCUCAGCUUGUGUGAGCUGGCGGCUCUCAGACCGGAUCUGGCCCGGCUCAAGAAGGUGCUGUACUUCCACGAGAACCAGCUGCUUUAUCCGGUCCGCCGACACCAGGACAGGGACUUCCAGUACGGCUACAACCAGGUGCUCUCAUGCCUGGUGGCAGAUGUCGUGGUCUUCAACUCCCGCUUCAACAUGGACUCCUUCCUGUCAUCCAUCCCCUCCUUCAUGAACAAGAUCCCAGACCAUCGCCCCAAAGACUUGGACCGCCUCAUCAGGCCCAAGUGUGUGGUCCUGCACUUCCCGCUCCAGCUUCCUGAUGUCAGCAGGUUCUUGCCAAAACACAAACUCCUGCGGCGGCCUACUGAGCAGUCUCGUGUUGAUGACAUCAUCAUAUUGCAGGGCGAGCAGCAGCAGAGCAGAGCUCACGAUGAAGAUACGCCACGGUGUGAGCAGCCUGCAGAGGGGGGUGUGGCCAGCCAGGUGAAGCCUUUGCACAUCGUGUGGCCUCACAGGUGGGAGCAUGAUAAAAACCCUGAGCUGUUCUUCAGCACUCUGCUCAGACUGAAGGAGCGAGGACUCGACUUCCACCUGUCCGUGCUCGGAGAGACCUUCACCGACGUGCCCGAGAUCUUCUCCUCCUCCAGACUCCUCCUGGACUCCCACAUCUUGAACUGGGGUUUCCUCCCCUCUAAGGAGGACUACCUGAGGGUUCUGUGUGAGGCUGAUGUUGUUGUCUCCACUGCCAAUCACGAGUUCUUCGGCGUCGCCAUGUUGGAGGCAGUGCACUGCGGCUGCUUCCCUCUGUGUCCGAAAGCGCUCGUUUACCCCGAGAUAUUUCCAGCACAGUACCUGUACUCCACACCUGAGCAGCUCUGUAAGCGGCUGCAGGGACUCUGCAGGAAGCCCGACGUUGCCCGUAGACACAUCGUCAAGGUGGACACCUCAGCCUACUCCUGGGCCGCCCUGAAGCCGCGUUUCCAGGAUUUGUUGUCAGCCCCGUGUCCCUGAACACACCGCUGCCGCCAUCGCAUCUGACCUGUGGCGCCGCUGAGCUCAGAAUCAGAGCCAACUCUGAGCCCACGAGUCUGGACUCGUUCUGGUCUCCUCAGACUAGGUUCUUGGAGGAGUUCUGUGCUGGACCCACAAAGAGGCCCAUUCUUCCUCCAUAGGACUGAUCAGACUGGACCAGGUCCUGGUCUUGAUCCUGGUUUAACUCUGGGUCCUAGUCCUGAUCCUGGACCUGGUCCAGGAUUCUGAAGUUUGUUUGUGGUUCUGCUGAAGAUGCUGUAAAACUUUUCUGAUAUAUUUUAAAUGGACUCGUUUGUUAUUGAUAAACAUGACAUAAAAUCAGA